Messenger RNA from Megalobrama amblycephala (Wuchang bream), 2306 nucleotides. It is a transcript of the gene glmnb, whose product is annotated as glomulin, FKBP associated protein b. Gene Ontology annotation, cellular component: cytoplasm. The transcript has 17 exons. Lineage: Eukaryota; Metazoa; Chordata; Actinopteri; Cypriniformes; Xenocyprididae. The record is from RefSeq and is a predicted model, not a curated record. Gene Ontology annotation, molecular function: ubiquitin-protein transferase inhibitor activity. Bases 424 to 2277 code for a protein of 617 amino acids.
UUCUUGUAUGAACCUAUGUAUGAGAAAGAAAUGUUUAAUUAAUUAUACUUAUUGCCUCUAAAAGUCAGUUGAUUAAACAGAAUCUUAAUUGACUGUAAAUUAUAAGAACUCUCAUGAUGGUUUUCCAGGGCAUUCGAGAGAGUUCCUUCUUGUCCCAUCUAUUUUAGAUUGCUUCUUAAUCCUAUUAGCAGACACUCAACUGCAGUGCUUACUAAGAGGUUUACAAGGGUCCCCUGUCAGAUUGUCUCUUGCUUGGUUCUUUUCAAACACCCUGACCUCCAUUAUAAACCUAGCUACCCUAUUCUUUUGUGCUGAAAUUUUAUUGCAGAUGUCAUUCAGAUCUUGAACAGAAAAGCCUCUGUUAUAAUCCUGACCUUGAAGAGUCACUUAUAUGGACUAUUUUUGAAAAGACCAGCUCUGAAAAUGGCAGUGAAUCAAAUGGACGAUGUAAUUCAAAGAUGGAGAACAACUGAAGACUUUAAACCAGAGGACCAUGAGCUCUUUCUGAAUACUGGUCGCACCUGCAUUGCCCAAGGUGACAGCAGUAAACUACUGGACUUCAUAAAAGAGGAGGCCAAUCAGCACAUAGUGAGGUCCAUGGGCAGUGGCCUACUACCUGCACUGGUGAAUGAAGCGCUGAGAAAGGACAGGAGUCCUGCUUACUGUCAGAUUAUCCUCAAUGAACUUGUACAGAUCUGCAGUGUGCAAGAACUCCUCGAUAUUUUACUUGAGCAAGUGGAGGAGACUGAUCCAAAUGCCAUUGCAGACACCGUCAUUGUUCUCAUGCCUCUUAUUCAGUCAGUGUUGUUGAGAAUGAGGGAGUCGAAAGCCCCUGGAUUGGCUUUGGCGCUUGAUUCUCUGCAGAAACAAAUUUCAAGGCUGCCUGUACCUUACUCACACAAACAGGAACAGGAAGAUGUGUAUGGGCUCUGCCGAUGCUGCACUGCAGUACUGACCUUUGUACAACCCUUUGUACAGGAAGCCAAGAAUCAAGACACAAACUCAGUGGCCACCAAACUAAGAGCUACUCUUCUAACGUUUUGCAUGAAUAGUCUAAGGGAACCUCUCCUUCAAGUUCAGCUGGACAGAAAGGCAAACACGACAGAAAUUUCACCCCUGAGGAAUUUUGCCACAGAAAUAAUGGCAAUCUUAGCAGUGAUCCAAGAGUCUCUGCCAAAAAUACUGUUCUACCAGCCUUUGAGGGGAAAAGAAGACACUAUACUGGUGAAAGAUGCUUGUCAUCCAAAUGAAUCAAGAGCUUGCAUGGCUUACUUGCUGUUUGUCCAGCUUAUUGCCAUAGAAGUGUUUCCUGCAGUUUUUAGCCCUGUUUUCGUCCUGCAGUGCAAUAUGGAAUACAUCAAUCUUCUGUUGAGUAGAAAGGAUGAAUCAUGGAUUUUGAAAGGACUGGACUUGUAUGUUAAAUGUUUGGAAAGAGUAACAGACUGCAGUCUCCCAGUGGAGCUCUUAGAGCUUAAACCAUUUCAUGAGGUUCCACAGAACUUAAUUAAAAUUAUGAUUGACUGUCCUAUCCAGCAUUUGGUGAGUAUAGAUGAGACACAAAUUGCAUGUAAAUCUGAUCUAUGUGAAAUAAAGGCAGUUUUAUGUUUGCGGUCAUUUGUCCUAUCUUUCAUUAAGAGGGGAAGAAGUCUCGUGGUGUUCCAGCUCUUUAUCGAGAAGCUUAAUGGUGAAGCGAAGCACAAAUUUUUCAGACGUAUCAUGAAGACUAGCCAUCAUGCAGGGUUAGAGAGUAUCAUCAUCAAAAACAUAAAGAAUCAAGUGGAACUGUGCAGAAAGUCAGCCUACCAGGAUGGCUGGUUUGAGGGGACAUGGCUCAUCUCACUGCUCAGAGACACUAUCACUCUCCCACAGGGCCAUGAAACUGACUUGCUACAUGGGAUGGACAGGAUCAUGGAGUCUCUGAAUCUUCUGCGGUAUUUAUUGAUAAAGGAAAGAGAAAUUUCCACUGGAAUAUGGAUAGACCUGUGCCACAUUGCAGAAAGUUACACAAAAUUAUUGCGAGUAUGCCUAAGCAUGUCAAAAUCAUACUAUGGAAAAGAGCUAAAAACACUUAGAGAGGACAAAAAGACCAAGGCUAAAGAAUUUAAGGAGGCCUCUGGGAAGAGAUCAGUUCAGAGCUUGAUUGUGAAAACAGAAACACUAGGCAGCAUGCCACUUGAGGCACAAGAUAAGGUCUUGCAGUGCGCCCUGAUCACAUAUGACUUAAUGGAAAGCCUUGUGGUUCGCAUUGAGGACAUCAUUGAGGAGGGUCAAAAAUGAACAAGUGGGCACAAUUACUGUGGUCUGAA